Messenger RNA from Xiphophorus maculatus (southern platyfish), 2056 nucleotides. RefSeq names its product ankyrin repeat domain-containing protein 13C-like. The record is from RefSeq and is a predicted model, not a curated record. The transcript is spliced from 13 exons. Lineage: Eukaryota; Metazoa; Chordata; Actinopteri; Cyprinodontiformes; Poeciliidae. Gene Ontology annotation, cellular component: cytoplasm. Gene Ontology annotation, molecular function: protein binding. Bases 480 to 2039 code for a protein of 519 amino acids.
GUCUGCCCGUAGUGUCGCUAGCGAGAACGUUAGCUCGGUUGUCUUAUUGUACCAACCUGUCCGCCCGACUUUUGCUGCAAAGACUGAACCGAUUUGAUUUAAAAUCGUACAUUUAAAAGGUGGUAGAAGACACAACGAUGUAGUCGGCUACAGGUUGUUUUAGCUUCUCUCUUUGUGUUCAUUUUGUGCGUGUGUGUUCUGUUAUGUUUAAGGUUCAUUUCUGUAUUCAUCGCCGCACCCAUCGUAUUCAUUUUUUAUUUAGGGCUAGCAAGCUAACGGAUGAUUGAAGCUAAUGUUGGUGUUCAAGUCUGUCAUCAAGUGCAACGAUAUUUAAAUUAUAAAAAAGAGAAAAAAAAACUUUUAAAAAAAGGAGUUUUGAUUGUUUUCUUUUAUUAUAAAUAAGGACUUUUGUCAUGUUCACUUUCAUCUUCACCAUUUUGUAGUAGCUAUAGUAAUCCAACUGACGCACGGUAGUCAUCAUGACAGGUGAUAAGAUACGCACCAUGCGGAAGGAUCAUAAUAAAGCAAAUAAAAAUGAAGCGAUAAUGGACACCUACGAUGAGACCUCCAACGGGACGGUUCCUAAUGGUAAUAGUAACCUCUUCAAGUCUAACAAGGCUUUUCAGAAAUCGGUCAAGUCCUCGGCACUGCAACAGCAGCAGCAGCUCAAUGCGAACAACAUAAACGGCAACGCAUCAGUUGUGAAUGACGACAACAAAAACCCAAUCAUCCUGACAAGUGAGGAGCUGGAGUUUCCAGUUCAUGAGUGUGUGUUCAAAGGGGAUGUGCGUCGGCUCUCCUCUCUCAUCAGGACCCACAGCAUCUCUCAAAAAGACGUGCAUGGGAACACACCUCUUCACCUUGCUGUAAUGUUGGGCCACAAAGAAUGUGCUCUUCUCCUCCUGGCUCACAAUGCCCCCGUUAAGAUCAAGAAUGCGCAGGGGUGGAGUCCGCUUGCAGAAGCUAUCAGCUACGGUGAUCGGCAGAUGAUUACAGCGAUAUUGAGGAAGUUAAAGCAGCAGUCAAGAGAGAAUGUGGAGGAAAAGAGGCCGAAAUUACUGAAAGCUCUCAGGGAGCUCGGUGACUUUUACCUCGAGGUUCAUUGGGACUUUCAGAGCUGGGUGCCAUUGCUGUCCAGGAUGCUGCCGUCUGAUGCUUGCAAAAUCUACAAGCAGGGCAUUAAUAUCAGACUUGACACUACGCUCAUCGACUUCAACGACAUGAAGUGUCAACGCGGAGAUCUGAGCUUCAUUUUUAACGGUGACGCCUCGCCUUCCCAGUCCUUUGUGGUUCUGGACAAUGAAGCCAAAGUGUACCAAAGAAUACACCACGAGGAAUCGGAGAUGGAGACUGAAGAGGAAGUGGACAUUCUGAUGAGCAGCGACGUCUACUCUGCAACUCUGUCAACAAAGUCAAUAACUUUCUCUCGGAGUCAGAUUGGCUGGCUCUUCAGAGAGGAUAAAACGGAGAGGGUUGGAAACUUCCUGGCCGACUUCUACGCUGUCAACGGUCUGGUGCUGGAGUCGAGGAAACGGCGGGAGCAUUUAAGCGAAGAAGACAUCAUGAGGAAUAAAGCCAUCAUGGAGAGCCUGAGUAAGGGAGGCAGCAUCAGCGAGCAGAAUUUUGAGCCUGCGAGGAGGCAGUCGCUCACAGCGCCAGCCCCCAACACCAUUUCUUGGGAAGAGUACAUAACGGCAGAGCAUGGAAAGCCGCCUCACCUCGGCCGAGAGCUCGUGUGCAAGGAAAGCAAGAAGAACUUCAAAGCUACUGUAGCCAUGAGCCAGGAUUUUCCUCUAGGCAUCGAGUCGUUACUAAACGUGUUGGAAGUCAUUGCUCCAUUCAAGCACUUCAACAAACUCCGAGAGUUUGUUCAGAUGAAACUUCCUCCGGGGUUUCCAGUCAAACUCGACAUCCCCGUCUUCCCGACGAUCACAGCGACUGUCACCUUUCAGGAAUUCCGCUACGACAAGUUUGACGAAUCUAUUUUCUUGAUCCCUGCUGAAUACAAGGAAGAUCCAAGCCGCUUUCCGGACCUCUGACCUGUCAAUGCGUCCAG